This is a messenger RNA of Saccharomyces paradoxus, 2181 nucleotides long. RefSeq names its product metal cation transporter MSC2 (gene MSC2). Gene Ontology annotation, cellular component: membrane; Golgi apparatus. NCBI's taxonomy places the organism in Eukaryota, Fungi, Ascomycota, Saccharomycetes, Saccharomycetales, Saccharomycetaceae. Bases 1 to 2181 code for a protein of 726 amino acids. Gene Ontology annotation, biological process: zinc ion transport; transmembrane transport; intracellular zinc ion homeostasis. The transcript has a single exon. Gene Ontology annotation, molecular function: zinc ion transmembrane transporter activity. The record is from RefSeq and is a predicted model, not a curated record.
AUGGACCUACAAGAACUACUGGCAAAAGUGCCGUUGUUGCUAUCGUAUCCGACUAUCAUUCUAUCCAGUAAUCUGAUCGUACCUUCCCAUAAUGACCUCAUAUCAAGAGCAACUACAACAUCAGCAGCAGAGUACGCCGGUCAAAGUCCAGCACUUUUCAGCACAGAUCAUGUCAUCAGAUUAGUGUUCCUCCCAAUGUUCGUAGCUUCUUCUUUUAACCUGUUUGCGCACUAUUUUAACUUCGUCAACUACUUCAGCCGAAGGAAGUAUUAUGUUCUAUUUACUGCAGUCUUUCUCAUAUCGAUAUUAACUGCGAUUUUCCACCCAAUUCAGUCAACAUGCAUCACUCUAUUGAUAAUCAAGCUCCUGACUACUGCUGGUGAGUCUUCGUCCACAAUUGCUAUCAAUUUCAAGAUCAUUUUGAAAACGUUUGUUCCCUUCAUUACUAUGACAUUAGUUAUGUUGCGCUGUGAUCCCUCAUUUGACAUUGACGCGGGGGAUAUGAACAAAAUCUUUGCGUCUUUGACAGCAUAUGCUGUCUUAAUAUUAGCGCUAAGGUAUGCAUCGCCGAUGCUAUUAUCAACGUUAUCAAGUAGUAUAGAUGUUGUUUACAAAGACACUGGCAUCGCACAAGAUUCGAUAAGUAGAAACAAGAAAUUUCCUCUAAUGCUCGUAUUACCGUUUAUUUCGUUUGCCCUUUUGUACCUAAUGACCAUCUUUAACAAUACUUACAAUAUCCAAUUAUUGAUGGUGUUUGUGUUUUUUGGAUGUUUAUCCAUCUUCUUUUUGUCUUUAAAAGAUUUGUUCACAGAGGAUGGAAAUCAAAAAAAGAGAGGUCAAGAGGAUGAGCAUUGUCGUAUGUUUGAGACAAAGUACAUGAUUUCCCAUUUUUGGCUGACAAGGUUUACCAUUUUGAUGACAGGUAUAAUGGCCAUUGUAGUGCAUUUUUUAUCCUUUAAUGAAAUUACUUCUUCCAUUAAAACAGAUUUGCUAAGUUUGCUUUUCGUCAUAAUCGCGGAAUAUGGUUCCACUUUCUCUAGCAUACAUCCUGAUUCGCAUUCCCAUAAUCAUGCACAUCAUCAUUCCCAUUUAACCAACUCAUUGCCUCUUGAAAAUGAAAGUAUAUUCAGGCAAAUGGCUCUGAAUAAGGAUACCAGGUCAAUUUUUUCAUUCUUAUUAUUGAAUACCGCUUUCAUGUUUGUACAACUUUUAUAUUCUUUCCGUUCCAAAUCGUUGGGCUUAUUGUCUGAUUCGCUACAUAUGGCCUUAGACUGUACAUCUUUAUUGUUAGGUCUAAUUGCUGGUAUAUUGACUAAGAAACCAGCAAGUGAUAAAUUCCCUUUUGGUCUAAACUAUCUCGGUACCUUGGCAGGCUUCACUAAUGGUGUUCUGUUACUGGGCAUAGUAUGCGGUAUCUUUGUCGAGGCAAUUGAAAGAAUUUUUAAUCCCAUUCAUCUGCACGCAACAAAUGAGUUGUUGGUUGUUGCUACGUUAGGUUUGUUGGUUAACCUUGUUGGUUUAUUUGCUUUUGACCAUGGUGCUCAUGAUCAUGGUGGCACGGAUAACGAGAAUAUGAAGGGGAUUUUCUUACAUAUAUUGGCCGAUACUUUAGGUUCUGUUGGCGUUGUUAUUUCAACAUUAUUAAUCAAGUUAACACACUGGCCGAUUUUCGAUCCAAUUGCCUCUUUAUUGAUUGGCUCCCUGAUCUUACUUAGUGCUCUGCCCUUGUUGAAAUCUACUUCCGCAAACAUUCUACUAAGAUUGGACGACAAGAAGCAUAACCUAGUGAAGAGUGCACUAAACCAAAUUUCAACGACGCCAGGAAUCACGGGUUAUACAACCCCUAGGUUUUGGCCGACGGAGUCAGGAAGUUCUGGGCAUUCUCAUUCUCAUGGACACACGCAUUCUCAUUUAGAGGAUCACGACCAUGGGCAUCAUCAUGAUCAGACAAACGAUUCAGAAGAACCCCCGAGCUUGGUGGGGUAUAUUCAUGUACAGUAUGUAGAUGGCGAGAAUUCGACAAUUAUCAAGAAAAGAGUGGAAAAAAUAUUCGAAAAUGUGUCGAUUAAAGCAUGGGUACAAGUUGAGCCUCAAAAUUCCUCCUGUUGGUGUCGGGCUACUUCUAUGAAUACGGUUUCAACUAACCCGAAUUCUCUACCACUACAACCCAUAGCGAGUUGA